Messenger RNA from Cylicocyclus nassatus, 714 nucleotides. The record is from the annotation of a GenBank genome assembly. Lineage: Eukaryota; Metazoa; Nematoda; Chromadorea; Rhabditida; Strongylidae.
GUCAUUCGGAACGGUGUCGUGGAUCCGCCUUCGAAGACGUCUCAUUUUCGAUGAAUGCACCGUCGCAUCUACAGCAUACUGAAAAUUUGCUGAGCAUUCAGUCAAGGAUCUGUACUCAAUAUUUUUUUAUGUUGAUGAAGAGAAAGAGCUUUAUUGUUGAGCUAAAAAACCUUGUCAGCAAAAGAAAACAAGUGGAAGCUGCGAAACCUUGUCUGGCCCAAAUCUACGAAGAAAGGAAAAAACAACGAAAACGAUCGACACUCUCCUCGCUUUGCUCCCACAUAAUACCUCUGCCAACCAUCAUGGAAGAAGACGAAUUUCCUUUAUUUGCUGGGCAGUUUUCACGAUUUUAGGCUACACACAUCAUAGUUGUUAGUUUUUUUCUGGGAUAAGCUUCCUCUGUCUAUUAGUGCUUGCUCAAAAGGAGUAAGGGCCGCUAAGGGAGUCCUAACAGCGUCUCAGACGUCCACAUCUAAAAGAGGUGUCGCACUAAAGUGCUUCACUGUAUUAGUAGUGAAGCUGCUUCAAAUGGUUUGUCUUAAAAUUCUUCCUGCCCCUCUUCCUUCCUCAAUCUCUCUAAUACUUGUAUGCCAGCACAGGUGUUCCACCCUUUCUUCUCGUGUCUACUGUUACUCCUCCUUCUUAGACAGUUCUCCAGAGUUUCGCAUCUUUUGAUGUUCAACCCUCUUUACUUGAGUAGAAUUGAGAUUAGAU